Molecule: messenger RNA, 1993 nt
Organism: Drosophila gunungcola (fruit fly)
Lineage: Eukaryota; Metazoa; Arthropoda; Insecta; Diptera; Drosophilidae
Gene: lin-28
Product: protein lin-28 homolog
Exons: 5
Coding region: 315-890 (191 amino acids)
Molecular function (GO): zinc ion binding; nucleic acid binding
Source: RefSeq, a predicted model, not a curated record
GAAAUAGUCAAACGCAACGCGGAGUCAGUGUGACAAAGUGCGUCGUGCGCAGCGGCAGCGUUUUUCCUUUUCCCCUUACCAAUACACAUAGAGAAAAACGCAAGAAAAUCGAAUAGCUCGUAUUGUAUCUGUGUGUGAGUGCGGGCAGUGAAAUUUACAGAUACAUCUGCGUGUGUGCAACUGUAGCCACAUGUGUGUUCGUUGGCAGGAAAACCAUGCAUUCACAGUGAAGUUUUAAAUAACAAAUUUUGGAACGAAACUCCUCAACCAAUUUAACUGAGACAAAAAUAAUCAAAUAAAUACAAACAAACAGCAUGGAAAACCUGCAUCAGGAAAAUGGCUUGGAAAGGAGUACCAGUCAGAGCUCGACUUCAUCAGCGAAUCCUGCGAAUACCGCGAAUCCUGCGACUCCUUUGGAGGAAUGCGGCUGUGUGCGCCUGGGCAAAUGCAAAUGGUUCAACGUGGCCAAAGGAUGGGGCUUUCUUACCCCCAACGACGGCGGCCAAGAGGUGUUCGUACAUCAAAGCGUCAUCCAGAUGUCCGGCUUCCGAUCGCUGGGCGAGCAGGAGGAGGUUGAGUUCGAGUGCCAGCGCACGUCCCGCGGACUGGAGGCCACCAGGGUGUCGGGGAAGCAGGGCGAGAACUGCCACGGCAGCACCUACAGGCCACGCAUAAAUCGCCGCACUCGCCGCAUGCGCUGCUACAACUGCGGCGAAUUCGCCAACCACAUUGCCUCCGAAUGCGCUUUGGGUCCCCAGCCGAAGCGCUGUCAUCGCUGCCGGGGUGAAGACCAUCUCCAUGCCGACUGCCCGCACCGCAAUGUGAACCAAGCCCACAGCGACCAGAGCAGCAGCAGUGGAGCUCCGGAGAAAAGCGAGGAGGCCACCUGAGAAAUCUAAAGCGAUCCGUGGACAGCGGAUUGGUAGUUGGAAGUUACAAACUUCUUUGACAAGUACAAAAUGGUAAUCUAAAAAAACACGCAUCAAAUCAAAGAAACCCACGUACAACAAAACUAGCUGCUACUCUUAGUUAUAAGAGGGGGUAAAAAAAAACAAAGCACCCCAAAAAAUAAGUUUAGGCUUAGGUUUAUCCUUUAAUUGUAUACUACCAAUAAGGCUUUUGACUAAAGUACAAUUAAAUGAAUUAAGCUAAAGAAAGAGAGCAUCCCUUCGUCUGCUAACCAAAGUCAGAGCUUUUGCACCCUUGGGGCCGAGCUUAAAGCUCUUGGUUGAUAAGGAAGUCCUGCUCGCGAGUCACGUGGCCACUGACAACAUUGGAGCUUUCCUUGGGGCAACAACAGAAUCACCAUGAAAACGCAGAAUCACUGUAAGCUGGAAACCUAAGUUCUGAAACCUAAAACCCACCCCCCGGUGCCAAGCCGCCACCCCCUGAAAGUGAAACAGAGUGAGCAGCAACAACAAACAGAUUGGGCGAGGACAUGGCCGGAAGGAGAGUAGAAAGUCGAGAGUCUUGCUCUCUCUCUCACUCUCUGCUUUUUUUUUUUUUUUUUGACUGUUGGCCCUUUGGCUGUUUUUGUUGUGGUUUGGACGGUUCGCCAUCAGUUUGCAACAUUGUUCGGGCUCGCUCGUUGGCUCUCGCUGUCGCGCUUUUGUGUCCUUCGCAAGGAAGCAGGAGCGGGAUGCCCAAAAGGAUGCAUCGCUUAUGCGGGACCCUAAAGCCAGCGUCGAGCUCAGUCUCAGUUGAUCUCUGCCAGAGAAUUGUUGUGUGCAACGCGGCGGAAUUUACAUUUACAACAUUUUAACACAGAUUUAAAGGACCCAAUUUAAUGGAAAGCUAAAUCAAAUCAGCAACUUAAACCAAAAACAAUAACUUAGACAACUAAAAGAAUUUCAACAAAGUUAACAAAGCGUUUCAGCAACAAAUUUUCAAUAACCAAUAAAUACAAUUAAAAAACUUACAAAACUUAUUAAUAAAAAAAAAAAAAAAUAAAAAAACAGGAAACCCGAAAACAUUUGUACCAUUUUUUUUUGCA